UUCUUUUUCUUGCAGUAGGGCUAAAACGCAAAGGAAGGUUCUUGGUCGGUGUUUGAUAAUUGAUCGGGCUGUCAAUUUUCUUUGACAGCCCGAUUCUUUGUCUAACUCUUUUCCAAGGUGUUCCUUGUUUUUAACCUUUUUAUUGUGUUUAGGCUUUCUGGGUUUUUGAGUAUUGAGCAGAUUGAGUUUUGUUUUCCUACUUUUGGAUUGGGUUUGCUAAUGUUUGUUUAAGGACUGCUUCAUAUUGGUAUUCGAGUUUCCGUUUUGGGUUUUCAAUAUGGGUUCCUUGUCUGGAAUGAUUCAACGUCCUCUAGCCGCCGCCUUCGCUGUUGCCAUGGCUUCGGUCUCUGCCGAUAUUACUGUUAAGCGUCCAUCUCCUUCAUCGGAUACUUGUUUAACCUCAGAACAAAUUGAAACUCCCAUAUCUUAUUCCUUACCAGAGGCCAAGUCCUCAUUUGUGGGUCAUAUAUCAUCUUCCAAGCUUGCAAGCUUCUCUUUCGUUACUAGAAUCCGAGUGCCUCUCCCUGAUGCUAACUUUCCGGUUCCGAAUUCGGGCCGGGAUUUUGUUCCCAAUGUCGAUUGUUCUUCAAUUGUAUCAUCUCCGCUGCUGGUUAAUUUGUAUCGGUCGGCUGAGUUAUGUAAAGCAUCAAAGCCUGUUGCAUUUAAGCACAGUAUCCCUGCCUCAGCUCCUGAUGUUUUAUACAGAUGGCAUUUGCCAGAGCCAUCUGCCAUUGAUGUUAAUGGAAAUUCUGAUUGUUCAUCAGAAAAGUCUCGAACGGUUGUUGUGUUGUUAGGCUGGUUAGGAUCAAAGCAGAAACAUCUCAAGAGAUAUGCAGAGUGGUAUACCUCCAGAGGCUAUCAUGUCAUUACCUUCACCUUUCCAAUGAGCGACAUUAUCAGUUACCAAGCUGGCGGAAAAGCCGAGCAGAAUGUCGACAUACUUGUUGAUCACUUGGCUGAUUGGUUAGAAGAGGAGUACGGGAAAAACCUUGUUUUUCACACUUUUAGCAAUACCGGAUGGUUAACAUAUGGAGUUAUUCUUGAGAAGUUUCAGAAGCAAGAUCCUUAUUUAAUGGGGAGGAUAAGAGGUUGCAUUGUGGAUUCGGCUCCCGUUGCAGCUCCUGACCCUCAGGUCUGGGCUUCAGGUUUCUCUGCAGCUUUUCUGAAGAAACACAGUGUUGCAACAAAAGGAUUUCCGGUAUCAAGUGAACCGGAUUCAGGGACAUCAGCCGGCGAAAAAGAAAUCUCGGUACCCAAGCCUGCAGUAACAGAAGCUGCUUUGCUGGUUGUCCUGGAGAAGUUCUUUGGGGUGGUUUUGAAUUUUCCUGGAGUUAACAGGAGGCUCUCCGAUGUAUUAGGCGUGUUGUCGUCCGGACAACCUACCUGUCCACAGUUAUACAUCUAUAGCUCCGCGGAUCAAGUCAUCCCUGCCUAUCACGUGGAAUCAUUUAUCGAGAAGCAGAAGAGGUGCGGCCACGAGGUUCGGGCGUGCAACUUCGUGUCGACGCCGCAUGUUGAUCAUUUUAGAAACGACCCAAAACUGUAUACAAGCCAGCUCAGCCGGUUUUUGGAGGAUUGUGUGCUUACUUGUUGCAAAGAUUCUCAGGUACCAUUGAAGCACUGACUACAACCAUAUUCAUAUACAGGUUUUUGAAUCAUUUAGGA
Messenger RNA from Hibiscus syriacus, 1665 nucleotides. RefSeq names its product transmembrane protein 53-like. The transcript has 5 exons. The coding region runs from base 278 to 1624 and encodes 448 amino acids. The record is from RefSeq and is a predicted model, not a curated record. NCBI's taxonomy places the organism in Eukaryota, Viridiplantae, Streptophyta, Magnoliopsida, Malvales, Malvaceae.